This is a messenger RNA of Anguilla anguilla (European eel), 1217 nucleotides long. RefSeq names its product charged multivesicular body protein 6-like. The transcript has 8 exons. The record is from RefSeq and is a predicted model, not a curated record. Gene Ontology annotation, biological process: vesicle budding from membrane; late endosome to vacuole transport via multivesicular body sorting pathway. Bases 210 to 845 code for a protein of 211 amino acids. Gene Ontology annotation, cellular component: ESCRT III complex; multivesicular body. NCBI's taxonomy places the organism in Eukaryota, Metazoa, Chordata, Actinopteri, Anguilliformes, Anguillidae.
CGUACUUCCUGGCUCCAGGGGUGCGGCUUUGUGAGUUUGUGAGUGCUAAACUGUUAGCAACUGCUAGCCAGCUAACGUUACAGUUCUAAAAGGGGGUAUUUCAGAAGUGCGAAUUAUGAAAUUAAAGCAGAAAUUAUUUACGACUCUGUAGUUAAGACCUGGUGGUUGCAGAUCGUAGCGGUAGAGGGUGGCGGGGAUGCUGCUUUGCAAUGGGAAACAUUUUCGGCAGAAAGAGACGCCCCACUCGAGUGACGGAGCAGGACAGAGCCGUUCUUCAACUGAAACAGCAGCGAGACAAACUUAAACAGUACCAGAAGAGAAUCAGCUUACAGCUGGACAAGGAGCGGCUACUGGCCAAACAACUGCUUAAGAAUGGAAAGAAAGAGAAGGCCCUGCUUCUGCUCAAGAAGAAGCGGUACCAGGACCAGCUGCUGGAGAAAACGGAGAACCAGAUUAGCAACCUGGAGCGCAUGGUUCAGGACAUUGAGUUUGCCCAGAUCGAGACGAAGGUUAUCGAAGGACUGAAGGUUGGAAACGACUGCCUAAAGAAGAUGCACGAGGCCAUGUCCAUCGAAGAAGUGGAGAGGAUCAUGGAUGAGACCCAGGAUGCCAUCGAUUACCAGAGGCAAAUUGACGACAUGCUGGCAGGCUCCCUGACACAAGAGGAUGAGGAUGCUGUGCUGGCAGAGCUUGAGGCAAUCACAGAGGCGGAGGAGGUGGAGCUCCCGGAGGUGCCAGCCGAGUCUCUGCCCGAGGUGCCCGAGGAGGAGCCCGAGGCGGAGCCAGAGCCAGAGCCAGAGAGAGGAGCGAAGAAGAAGCCGGAGAGAGAGAUGCUGGCUGUGUAAUAAUACCUCCACACGCCCCCCCCCCGGCAGCCCCACGCUGUCCACGCUCACCCGCCGCUGACUCACCCCCGCACCCCCACACAACUGUCACUGAUCCAGGAACAGCCUGAGAGGGGCUCCACACAGACAUGCGCAUUCAUACAUGCUCGCUCUGGUGCGCACGCACGCGCACCGACACACACACACACACACACACACACCACAGGCGCACACACACACCUCAGCUGUGUUUCUGAGGAGUAAGCUGUUCUGUCAGCGGUUUGACACUUCCAUAAUGAAUUACUGUUUUGUUUAUUAUUAGGGGACAUGGUUAACUUCUAUUGAAAUUACAUGGGUAUAAACACGCAGACACAUUUGGGAAUGAUUAAUCUU